This is a messenger RNA of Physella acuta, 1322 nucleotides long. Its product is annotated as coiled-coil domain-containing protein 124. Gene Ontology annotation, biological process: transcription by RNA polymerase II. The record is from RefSeq and is a predicted model, not a curated record. Gene Ontology annotation, molecular function: transcription coactivator activity. Lineage: Eukaryota; Metazoa; Mollusca; Gastropoda; Physidae. Gene Ontology annotation, cellular component: nucleus.
AAUAAUAAUACUCGGUUUUAUUUUUAUAAGAAUCUUAGAUCUCUAGAUCUAAAUUGGAAUAGAAUUGAAUAGAUCCUAGAUAAGAUAGAUCUAUCUCUUAAACUCUUGAUGGUAAAUUUAGGUAUCUAGAUCUAGAUCUAGUCUAGAGACUGUAGACACUGGAUCUCGGUAAAACUCCAUUUGGUAAUAGAGGCUGAAGUUGCUUGAUUUGAUAUAGCAAUGCCCAAAAAAUUUAAAGGUGAAAAUUCAAAAGCAGCAGAGGCAAAAGCUAGAAAAGAUGCAGCAAAGCAAGCAGAAAAUGAAAAAACUCAACGGCAGCUAGAAGACGAGUUAUGGAAAGAUGAUGACAAGCAUAUUGCUAGAAAACUGCAGAGAAAGGAAGAAAAAGAGAAGAAGAGACUUGAGCUUGUGGAAAGAAAAAAAACACUUCAACAACUUCAUGAAGAAGAAAUGAGCAGCAUCAAAGGUGCUAAGUCACAAGCAGCUAAAACAACAAGAGCACAGAUAAUUGAGAAUCAGGAGAGAAUGGCUGCUGCUGCAGAAGCUGCUAAAGCAAAGGAAAAGAUGACUCAUGUGGAGAAACCUCUUGAAGAGAAUAUUAACCGAAUAGAAACAGAUGGCGAUGAAGCUAGAACAGUGGAGGAAGCUAUUUCUAUUUUGAGUGUUGGGGAUGAGGUACAAGUUGAUCGUCACCCUGAAAAAAGAAUGCGAGCUGCCUAUAUUGAAUAUGAAGAAUCCAGACUCCCAGCCCUGAAAGAAGAAAACCCAAACAUGCGUCUAUCCCAAUUGAAACAGAUAGUAAAAAAAGACUGGAUGAAGGCACCAGAAAAUCCAUUAAACCAGAGACACCUGUCUUACAAUACAAAAACAUAAAUCCUCUGUCAAUCUACUCGACUGAAGUUAGUUGUUGUGCCCUCCAUCUUGCAUUCAUAAGAUCGCAGAGAAAGCAAUACAAAGGACGCGUGUAAGCCAGGAUAUAUGUAUUAACUGUUUACCAAAUGAAAACUUCCUUUAUCGGGUAUUGUAAUUCUGUACAUUUAACGUCUUAAUGAUUUGUUAUCCUUUGGACUAAUUUCUUCUAUGUGUAUCCUAUUUUAAAAUUUAUUUUGUGUAUCAGCGCGCCAGUGAUAAGGUGAGAGGGUGUGUACUUGUCAUAGAUCGUUUAGUCUCUGGUGGAGGAGUUUCCCCCCAAAUGAUUUGAACAAGUAUCUUUUGGGUUUCUUAAUGCUACCUAACCAUUAAGUAAGGAUCAUUAAUAGAAGAAAUAGUUUAAGACAUUUUAAUAUGCAUUAAUUCAUGAAUAAAUAAGUUUUAUUCUUAAA